AUGAGCCCCAAAGGCGAACCAGUGGGCGUCUUAGCGGUGUUCGAUACAUAUGCAAGGCAUACCCGUCAGGAGCUGUUGGUUAAUGAUCUCCACUCUGCCGCUCGUGAGAUUAUGGGCAUUCUACAGACACCUUAUGAAAAAAUUCUUGAAGAAAGGAAGAAUUCGCAAGAUUCGAUCAAACCUGGCAAGCCAACAAACGAAGUUGACGAGGAGUUAAAGCAGCUUUCUCUCAAGUUGGGUAGAGCGACAAGCAAAGCUUGUGCCAUGACGGUGUUUGAGAAGGAUGGUUCUGGUAAUCCUUACUCGCAAAAUCACCAUUUUGCCCUGAAUGCUGGGGAUGACAAUGAAGACAUCAAAAACAAUUGCCUUGAUGAGAAGCAAAGAAAGAGUUUGAUAAGGAUGCUUCGUCGCAUCGGCAGCUUGAGACCAGCUGCCGAGAUGUUAUGCGAGUCUUUAGCUGCCUCAUUCAAAGCAGACUUUGUCUUCAUUGUCGAGAUUAGGUCAGCCGAAUUGUAUUCUGUGGCGGCGGAAUACUUCCCCAAGGGCCACAAUAAGGUUGAUUCUGAGAUGUUCAAGCAUGCUAACAAGCUUGUGAAAAGUAAACGAGUUAUGGAAGAAACAGACCGCGUUCUGACUCGUGUUUUAGGCACUUAUGGAUGCACUUAUCUGACGAUAAAGUCGGACCAUGACUUCCUCAUCAAGGCCUUUCUGAGCGACUUUGGUCUUCAAUAUAAUAAUCCAAAGCACUCAACGAGAUUCAACAGUGGUUGCGUCAUGCCCUUUUAUCGGUACAACUCCAAGUUGGUCAAGAAGUCUAGCAGGAACCCAGAUUCCAACAACAUCGAGUUGUACUUGAGGGCCGGCGGAUACUUGGUUGGUGUUAUGAAUGAAUAUUCGAUCAUAUGA
Messenger RNA from Candidozyma haemuli, 906 nucleotides. RefSeq lists its product as uncharacterized. The record is from RefSeq and is a predicted model, not a curated record. The coding region runs from base 1 to 906 and encodes 301 amino acids. Lineage: Eukaryota; Fungi; Ascomycota; Pichiomycetes; Serinales; Metschnikowiaceae. The transcript has 2 exons.